CGCGGCAGGUUGGUCCUGGAGCAGAUGAGCGCAGAAUAUUUAGGCGAAAGCGCGAGGAGGGGGGAGCGCGGGGCCGGAGGAGUACCUCGGCCGAGAAAAUUAUGCAUGCGUUAGGGAAGCUCUAGGAGAAUGGCUGUGGAAGCAGGUUGUUGAUUGUAUCCGAGUGUGGAAAUGAAUGGCUCCUCUGAAGGAGAGCAUGGAGAGCAGGAAGGGAACCCCUGCCUCACUUCUGCGAAGCCAGCCCUCAUCUCUCAAGUGUCACAUACUCUCUUGGAAGCCUGCUCUCCACUGUGGCUUGAAUCCACGGGGUAUUGAUCAUCCUGCCCGUGCCGAAGGUAUUAAACUACAGAUUGAAGGUGAAGGUGUUGAAUCUCAAUCCAUUAAAAACAAAAAUUUUCAGAAGGUGCUUGACCAAAAAGGAACCCCCAAGCGACUGCCAGCAGAAGCUGAGACUGCUAAGUUCAGGUUCCAACCAGUCAGACCCUCCUCAUCCCUCGCUCAGCCUGUGCGUUUAAUCAGGAUAGACAAGUCGGCUACAGUGAAGCUGUCAAAACCAGUGGCUCUGUGGACUCAGCAGGAUGUCUGCAAGUGGUUGAAGAAACAUUGUCCGAAUCAGUAUCAGAUCUACAGUGAGUCAUUCAAACAGCAUGACAUAACUGGGCGAGCCCUGCUGAGACUCACUGACAAAAAGCUUGAGCGAAUGGGGAUUGCCCAGGAAAACCUCCGGCAGCACAUCUUACAACAGGUGCUCCAGCUGAAGGUGCGAGAAGAAGUCAGAAACCUACAGUUACUCACACAAGAAGAAGGAAGCCUACAAGCAUUUAUUGUGCUUCCCGCCACCCCCCGCCCCCGCCCGUCACCACCACUAAAAUGGCCCAGUCCUAUGUGCCAGUGGAGAGAAAGUGCAAGAAUCCACUCUGAAUCUCAGUAGUAUCCUUUAGAAGGGAAUUAUUUGAAGCCUCAACCGAGGGUUCUCCAUAAACGUGGUUAGCCUUCCAAGCUGCUGUCCUGCCAGUUGAUAUGAACAUGGCCUGUUCCUCACAGAAAGACUAACUCAUGGCACCUGCCAGAAGAUAUCCAUGGAGCAUUGACAGAUUAACCAGAUUAACUGAAAAAAAAAACACCCAUUCAGUCAAGAUUAUGGGCUUUGGAAAAUCUUAGUUUGCUGUGGAUUUUUAAAUGAGGUGCAUAAUAUACAGUGCCAACUUGUUCCAAGUGGUCAUUGGCAGACCAUUAGCUGGAAAAUUGCUUCCAGUUUUCAUCACUGUGCAUAACUCAAGCUCCCUUUGGGGGCUGUCUGUGCCCUUCACUAGAAGUCCUAUUUUAGCAUGGCAACUACUGGAUUAUUUUAUUAUGUGUGCAGAUGGCAUGAUAUGUUAGAAAAAAAUCACAGCAGUUCUUCAAUGUCAGUGGAAGUGUUCACGAUACUCUGCCCUGGUAGGAAUGUAAACACGUCUUGGUUAUGUUAGUUAUGACGUCUAAAGGUAUUCUGUCCAACUCUUAAGCACUUUAUAUGAGAAAACUACGCCAAAACGAAUCAGCACAUUCUGUACCUAUGGGAAAACAAGUAUCCUCUCUCUUUUUUUUUUUUUUUUUUUUUUUUAUAAAUCUUGUCCUCUUUCUGGCUCAGACUGUCCAAGACAAACUCCACCCCUAGCAUAUGGCAGUCAUUUGUGGUAGAUUGGCGUAUAUAUGGCCACAAUACUGUUAGGCUUAACCUGUUGACACUUUAGUGAACCAAUUGGAUUUCUUGUAGCUCUAGAGGGAAGGAGAAGGGGGCUGGUGGUUGAAACAUCUUAGUUCUUGGUUCCUGGUACCCAGGCACAACUUAGCACAUGCACAUACAGAUAAACACAGGGAGCUUGUAUGUGGCCAGUGUAUAUAUUCUGUCCUAUAGAAGAAUGUUUUCAAGAACAAAAGGAGACGGCCAUUUAAUCAAAGACCAUGGUGGGUUGAGGGUAAGGGUGGCAGAAUGCCGUUUUCCUGUGUGGUCUGACUUUACAACUUGAGAAGACUUUCUAGGUCAAGUUUAAAUCACAGCUCUCUGAAGAGGAAAAACAGCAAGUGUCCCCCUGUGUGCCUAAAGAAGGAAAAGGGCCCAGUCCACACUAGGUUCCUACCUCAGUAGAGAACCUACUAGUCCCUUUUUAAUCCUUUCUGGGAUUAUAUCCACAAUUAAUUCUUUUUUUUACGAUGUCUUACAACAAAGCACACUAUUGCUUGUCUUUGGGCAUUAGAGAAAUGUCCACAUUGACUGACCUUACGUAAUGCUUUUGCUUUCUUUCCCCUGAAAAUAUAAACUUGGCUGAAUCAAAAAUUCAGCAAAUAUGUUCUGUGUACCCACAAUCCCAAUCUGGGACUGAUAGGCACUGGAGGCUUUUCUUUAAAUAUAUAUAACAACUCUGGGACCCUGCCAGCACAAGGAAGUUUGGCAUCUUAGGGGGUCUCCAUACAUGGUCUGCUCUCCCCCGGGGGCCUCAGGAAAUGCACAGCACUUUGGAAAACGCUCCCCCUCCCCACUGAGAUUUGGAAAGCUACAGGGGAAGGGAAAGAGAGCCAAAUGUGAUUUGGGUGAGUCACCUCAUAGGAUGACUCACCCCAACCUGUCAGGCUGUAUUGCCAAAGAAGGGGGCUUCCAAGAGGGAACUCAGAGGGAUUUCAGUCACCAACAAGUUCUGGCCUCUCGAUGGGUUCAGCCCAGGACCACCAGGCCCUCACAGACCCUAAUUCUUCACAAAUCCAGAAUUACGAGGCCAAACCCUGUUGCCAAUGCCCCUGGGGAGAACAUUCCAAUCUCUACUGCCCACCUCUUGAAUUUCACUUCCAACAGCAGGGCUUCCUUCUUCUUUCCUUUAUCUAGCACACGUUUGUUGAGCACCUACUGUGUGCCAAACAUUGUGUUGGGGUAACAACAGGGUACAAGGCCGGCUCCCCAUGUCCUUCUGAGACAAUAUCUCCUCCUCCCAAACCCUGUCCCUGUCCCAGCUUUUCUACAAUGAAAACAGUAUUCAAGCAGCAUUCACCUCCUGCCAGAGGGACCUCAGAAAAUGCACAUGGCAGCAGGCAGUUCCCUUGCCUGAGGAAGUAGACAGUGGAAGAAGAGGUAGUGGACAGCAUCGGGACACAUAUUUGGAUCCUUGUGCACAGCCUGCCCUUCCAGGGCCCGGACUUUGCUGGUUAGGGCUUCCCCCAAACAGCUUUUAAUUCCUUUCCUUGAUAGUCACCCUGGUCAUCUGUAUUCCCAUCCUUUACAUAGGCACAACCGUUCAUCGUUAUGCUGGAUUCUCUAAAGCUCCAAUUCUAAACUUAGUCUUGGGGACACAGAAGAGGACCUGCUGAAUCCAAAAGAACUACCAGCUGCUGAAAUAGUGUAGCUGGGAAUUUGUUGGUUCACUAAUUGAGGGUCGUUCGGAGUCGACCCUUUAGUUGUUACAGGUAACAACCUUGGAAAAUUGGACAUACUUUAUGGUGCAGGUGGUCAUCCAGUGAUGCUGGUUCAUCCUUGCUUUGGCUUUUGCAAAAUGUGUUCUGAACAAUUAAAUAAGUAGAGUUUCCUAGCUUUUUUUUUUUUUUUCAGUCAGAAGUGUGCUGACAAAUUUUUAAAAGGUGAUGGCUAAGGGUGGAGAUGGGAAAAGGCAAAGCUGAAGUCAAUGAAAGAACCCAGUUGAAAAUGGCUUCUCUAUAAAUGCCUUAAUUCCUGGUGUAUCACAUAUUUGCGUAGUAACUGUGACUGUUUUCCAAACUGUCAGCCUCAUUUUGCAGUCUUUGGCAGGGAAAGUUUUGGAAACAUGGAGGCAUAAAAUCUGAGCAGUCACUUGCUAAACCAGCAAAAUGGAGAACCGACUUCAUUCACAGCCUUUAGGUUCUUUGUUCCGUGUUAAGCCACGAUUUCUGGUUGUUACUUCCUCCUGUGCUGUACCUUAUUCCCAAGAUGUAUGUUGGAGAUUUUACCUCCCAGAAGUUCAGGAAUGGCUGUGGGGAGUUUUGUUUAGUAGGCAGCGGGAGACCUGGAGGUAAGGGAUAAAUAUUUUGAUGUCUAAGGGCUAUAAACUGUUGAUGCUUAACUUUUCCUUUUACUUAAACCUGUGCGACGCCUUUUAUUGAAAGGCUGACACCCACACUUGAGCAAGAAAGACACUCUUGGGAAGGAACAGAAAUGAAUAAUUAUCAGACUCUCUGGGGGUGCCAAGGGGAUUAGCUUAUACCAGCUUGAGAACUGAAUUUGAGAUGCAGAGCAUCGGUGGUUCUGCUAGGGUGAAAAGCAAAUCACUUCUGUAGUUUAAGACAUACCUAGGGGACAGAGAUCCUGCAAACUUCCCUAUGGAUGAUGGCCACCUGCAGACCCCUGCACGGGCUCUGUGAGCUGUGUCGCUACACACUGGGCUUCUACCUCCAGAAUGGGGGAAGCAGCCCUGAGUUCUCUCCAAAGUCACUUCUCGGUUGCUCAGAGGUUAACGGUCCUUAGUUCUGAGGGAAUUCUGCCAUUUUUAACACUCAAGGGGAAAAGGAGUAUCAACCUUACUGAAAAUAUAACCUAAGGAUACAAACCUCCAAUGGAUUUACCCCAGUGUUACUUGCAAAUGCUUUCUUUGUCUGCAAAUGUCACCUGAUUGAUUUUGAAUGGGAACUACAAAAGUCUCUCUGAAGAAAAGUUUAGAAGACCCCCUUUACCCAAACCUCCUCUCCCCGGUGCAUUAGCAGCUUUAUUCUUGGUGAUGUUUUCCUCUACAAUCUUUAGAGUAAUUUUGUUGCUUGACAACUAGACUUAAGACUGCCAUAGACUCUUUUUAAAAAUCUAAUCUUUGAAAAUGACAUAAAUUCUUUUAUGCCUUAAAGGCUGUUUUUAUUCACCUCUCCCACAACCCCCUCCACCUCACUUUCUUGCUUUGUUUUUUUUUUUCUUUUAAUCUCUUCUUUUAACAAAAUUUCUUGGGUAGAUUUUGAGUAUU
Prionailurus viverrinus (fishing cat) is the source of this 4949-nucleotide messenger RNA. RefSeq names its product sterile alpha motif domain containing 12 (gene SAMD12). The transcript has 8 exons. Gene Ontology annotation, biological process: cell surface receptor protein tyrosine kinase signaling pathway. The coding region runs from base 176 to 931 and encodes 251 amino acids. Gene Ontology annotation, molecular function: protein binding. Lineage: Eukaryota; Metazoa; Chordata; Mammalia; Carnivora; Felidae. The record is from RefSeq and is a predicted model, not a curated record. Gene Ontology annotation, cellular component: cytoplasmic side of plasma membrane.